AUGGAACCUUUCCCUUCCACCGUUGACCGGCCCGCACAUUCCAAGGAUCAAUCCGGACCAUCAGUGCGAAUCAAUGAACUGCCGACAUUAGAUCGAACGCGCAGCGCAGCCACCCCGAGAACUAUCACCCCUCUCCGCCGCGCCAACACGGUAUCACAAGGGAGUUUGAUAAAAAAGAACCUGGAACGCAAGGCCACCCGGGACAGGACCGCAACGACUGGGACCGCGCUAGGAGUGGGUGUAUCAGGGCUGCGGGCCAAGGAUAGUAAUGAGCUAUUGCGAAAGUCACCAUUGCAACGAUCCCAGACGCACCGGGGCCCAUUGGAGGCGCGUCCGGCAGGACGCAAAGCAGGCCAUUUUACCGUUGGAAGUGUUGGACAAAACGGCAAGAUCUUUCUCAGGCCGAUUGCGAACCCACCCCAGAAAGAUCCCCCUAUAGUGCCCUUCUCAUCUAUCGAUCAAGUGACGAUCGAUCGCCUUCAGCCGCAACGAUAUGCUCAGCCCCGAGAUGAUCCGUCACGAUGGUCGAGCUCCCAGCUCUCCGAAUUACGUCCGCGCGAACCGCGAGAAGAUUACGAAUCCGCAAUGUCUGAAGUCGCGCGACCUGAAUCUGCGAAUCGACCCCGCCGUGCGAACUCGUUUUCGACAAUAUCCGAUACUCAUUCAGUGUCCGGCGCGGGCAAACGUGGAGAACUGCGCAUCGUCAUCGAUCGAUCUGAGGACCGGCCUAAAACCGCGAAUGAAAAGUCGCCUGACACGGCGUUGGAGGUUCCUAUUCCUCAUUACCGGCUGGGCUCGCUAUUCAAUAACGAAGGUAGUGCGGCCCUGCAUAGUUCCGUACACACGCGGACGUCAAUGUCCGAUAAUUUUCGAAACUCGACCUUGCUAGGGGGCAUGAUUGAUCCCAUGCCUGGGCGUCAUCCGAGUCCGUAUCGAGAUUCAUACGCGCGCAACCGGGCGUCCUUCGCCGUUUCUAUGUUCUCCGGGGCGGCCGCUAUAGACCUCAGUCGGGCUUCGCCAUUGCCGAGAAAUUCGAUGGUAUACGAGUUGAAGGGGCCGGUUGAACCUUCGAUAUAUGAAACCUUGGUAUUGGACAUGGAUGGUGAAACUGUCGUGCGGUACAUUCCCGGCACCAAAGAUAUCAGCGCAGCCACGCCCGCCCGCAUUGUGGCUCAGAUUUCUUCUGAGUCGUUCAUGGAUUAUGAGCUGGUGUCAGACUUCUUCCUCACCUUUCGCUGUUAUUUGUCGCCCAACCACCUGCUUGCUCUGUUGCUUGCACGACUACAGUGGGCAAUUAACCGCCUUCAGGAGGAUGGUCGAAUUAUUCGGAUUCGCACUUUUGCAGCUCUGCGACACUGGAUCCUGAAUUAUUUCGUUGAUGACUUUGUUACGAACUAUGAUCUGCGGACCCACUUUUGUGAAACCAUUAACAGCCUCUACCAAGAGGUCAAAUCUCGACGAAAUGGUGGUAUGAGUGACCUGAAGAUUCUUAUUGACUUAAAACGAUGCUGGAAUGGCAAAUGUUCGGUUUAUUGGACCGCGUCAGAUUUCUCUCGCGCCUAUAAUGACCCCGACAGCCCAAUCUUGCCUGGAAGCGCCCAAAUGGAGCUACCGAGUGACGAGCCAGUUCAACAGACUGUUCCGCUUCCUGGCAUAGCCGCUCAGACAGACACCAGUUCUCGGAAAAGCUUCCCCGUCUCUACCCAGCAUGAUCGAAAUGACUCGGCUGGGACGGUACACAGUUUACCGUUUUCGACAAAGAGCGAUCAAAGCAUGCUUGCGCUCUCCUGCUCAUUACCUCCAAAGUCUCCAAGACGGAUGUCCGGCCCUUAUUCCAGGAGUAAAGCACCGCGCCCCGUUCCACUGGGCCUCACCAAGUCGGUUACCGCUAACGAAGGACAUCCUGUAUCGCCGAUGCUCUCACGAUACCCAUUCCAUGGCCAUAAGCGAAGUGGCAGCUUCUCCGACUCAGUCCGAGAUCCCAUGUCUGGCGUGGAGGCGGGCUCCACGGCUGCACCGCAGGAGAUAAUGGACCCGGUCAGCUUCAUUCGAGGUGUACUGUACCCACCUGCAGAGUCGUACAUGACAAUGAUGGCCCCGGACUCCCCUCCUUUGCCUUUACCGUCGUCAUCUAGCAAUCCGGACCGCCGGAGUCAACCAGAUGGUGGACCUAAACCAGCUCAAUCAAACUCGGGGGUAAAGACCAUCAUUGGCUCAAUCAGGCGGGCUUUGCACACUAGAAAUGGCGGCCAGAGUGUUUCUGCUCGCAUUGCCAAUGCUUCAGAGAGCCUCACCAUGCCGUAUCGCGGGAAAACAUCUGCAAUGCCACAGCACAUUGCCUUGGGGUCUGACUACUACCGCGAAAGAAAGAUGGCGGCUGUUCCUAAACGACCCACCCGAAUUGAUGUGCUCUGUGAACAGGCUUUAAGGCAAUAUCGGGAGGCCAUGGAUCCCCCGGCCAAACGAGAUAGCCAAGUGCAGCUCAAUGCGCCUGAAUUACAGAUCCCCUGGGAAGAUACUGCCUCAGAAACCCCUGAGGCCAAUUUGGAAACUUCCAAGGAUAAUGCUUCGAAAAUCAAAAGCGGGCUUACUACUGGUAGUGGGUCGAUCGUGAUUGUUGAUGAUACUGGAUUUGAGUUCCCUGCUUCCAUGUCUGGGGCUUUAGGAGAUGAUAUGGCUUCCCGUCUGGGUGAUCCGACACGUUUGAACCCCAGCGACAAGGCCGCGUACUCCAAGUCAUACUUGUCAACAUCGACACAAGGCGCAAGUGAACACACCGUUCCUAUCUAUUUCAAUGGUGAAAUCCCGGAAGUUCCGCAAAAACCGCAUCCGUAUAGCAUUGCUUCAACUCGCAGAUCGUUUUCCAAUGAGCGCCAGACUACUCCCAACAAGAGAGCCUCGCUUUCCCUCCGACUCCGGAAAUAUGCCUCUUUCCAAAGCGGAAUCUCAAGACAGCGGACGUCAAUGGGUAGCGACGCAGGAAAGUCUUUUACGGGCUCGAAUCUCACACAGGAGACAGAUAAGCCAUCUGGACGUGCGCUUCGUAGAAGACCUGGUGGAAACUUGCGAGAAAUGCAAUAUGUGGAUGAUGUUGAACCCGGCUCGGGUCGUGGGAGCGUUGUGUCUACUCGCUCCUACGAUGACUCGUUAGCAGAGACAACGUCUACCACCUCUGAAGCUCCGUCAAGGCCUCCGACUACCCUGAUCCCGCCCAAUCCUCGGUACUCCUUGAUCCAAGCUCGAUCCAACCGGAAUAUGAAACGCUCCUUUGAAGCAGCCAUUGCCCGCUUUGCGCAGAUUCCAGACGACGACGAUGGAGGUGUUGAGUCGACCUUGUUGAAACUGGAGGGCAAGUGGCCCAGCUCACCACCGGCAGAUCAAGAGAUUGGAUUUGAGCGCGUCCUCGCGCCUCGCGCUGAAUAUGGGGUUGAGAAGAGCAAUGUUCCCUGGGAUGUGAUCGCCCGAAGGCGGCAGACGGAUAAAUCGGGCUAUUCUACCGUUGGAGGGCGACUGGCGCCACCCAGGCCGUAUUCAGACUCUGUGGCAGAAUCUGAAGAGUCGUACAACUCGACUCCUCUUCUUGAGCGAGGGUUGACUGAUGAGUCUAUGAAACGACCACCGGCGAAUCGAAGCCAGGCUCGCAGCCAGAUUCUUGAGGUGCAAAUGCCCCCUCUCAGUCUGAUCUCCAGUCGGGAUACAUCUGAACUGGCAUCAUCGCACCCGUCGAUCCAGAUUAUUCACGACACGGAUAGCAUUCGCCGCAUUCCACGAGGCUCAACCCUACCCCUGCCCCUGUCAGGACAAGCCACCCCUAAACGGUUGUCGGCCAUAUCGGUUGAUAUGAUUGACUCGCGCGAGGCCAUGGAAGGCCGCUUUUCCACUGAUACUCGCAGCCUGGCUUCGUCGACUGUGGAGAUCCCGCCUCACCCCCUAGCACACCCACCUUCUCCUCCGAUGACAAUUCAACACCCCGGCUCUAUUACUCCGUGUGUCUCGCCCAUGGAUAAAGUACUGUUUCAGGCUCAACCGCCUACUCCUGAUACUUCUCCCCGGCGUCGGGGUACGGAAACGGCCAACUCACAGCCCAGAGACGUACCUCAAUUUUCAAGUGACGUUCUUUCCAACUCUGAGAAAGACCGCCAAUACGUCAACGAUAAUGGCCCAGACCAUGUUGCCUUCGUCCUUUCCUGUGAGUCUCAGGUGCUUGCACAGCAACUCACAUUGGUCGAAAUGGCUGCGCUGAGCGAGGUUGACUGGCGAGAUCUGGUUGAGAUGCGAUGGAGCAGCGGCUCUCAAUGUAUCUCUAGCUGGGUUCAGUUCCUCACUACCGAAGAACGAAAGGGUAUCGAUUUGGUUGUUGGCCGCUUCAACCUUAUGGUGAAAUGGGUCGUCUCCGAGAUUGUCUUAACUCGUGAAAUUCAAGAGCGAGCCCGCACAAUCAUUAAGUUUAUCCAUACGGCUGCUCAUGCGCGACGCAUGUGCAACUAUGCGACUAUGUUGCAGAUUGCCAUUGCCCUGUCUUCCUCGGACUGUUCCCGACUACAGAAGACAUGGCAAUUGGUUCCUUUGGAAGAUAAGCGACUGUUCAAGGACAUGGAAUGCUUGAUCCAGCCUGUUCGCAACUUCAAUGACCUCCGUGUGGAGAUGGAGACAGCCAAUCUGCAAGAAGGCUGUAUCCCUUUCAUCGGUCUCUAUGUACAUGACCUUACUUAUAAUGCCCAAAAGCCAGCCCAGAUCCCUCGAGGUGAGGGAGGUUUAUUGGUUAACUUUGAACGAUACCGCACCGCUGCUCGUAUUGUCAAGAGCCUGCUGCGACUGAUCGACGCCAGCACCAAGUACCGCUUCGAGCCCGUCCAGGGUAUCAUCGAACGGUGCCUCUGGGUUGCAUGCCUCUCCGAAGAUGAGAUUCAAUUUCGCAGCAAACAGCUUGAAUGAUCUCACCGGCGUGGCUUGUUUUAUUUUCUAAUGAUUGG
Penicillium pulvis is the source of this 4973-nucleotide messenger RNA. RefSeq names its product mitotic regulator LTE1. Gene Ontology annotation, biological process: Ras protein signal transduction; positive regulation of GTPase activity. Gene Ontology annotation, molecular function: guanyl-nucleotide exchange factor activity. The transcript has 3 exons. Gene Ontology annotation, cellular component: plasma membrane. The record is from RefSeq and is a predicted model, not a curated record. Bases 1 to 4935 code for a protein of 1644 amino acids. NCBI's taxonomy places the organism in Eukaryota, Fungi, Ascomycota, Eurotiomycetes, Eurotiales, Aspergillaceae.